UCCGCACCAGUCCUCCCACCAAGGGAAAGUCCAUGGCAGUACUGGGAAUCGAACCUGGGUCGCCGGCCGCAGUGGGCGAGCGGUUCUAGGACCUUCCGUCUGGAGCCGCGCGACCGCUACGUUCGCAGGAUGGGUGACGGAACUCUGCAAGAAGGGCACCAAAAGCUGGGCGCGGAGUUCUGCGCGGCGUACUAUGACAACGAGGGCAGUUGGCACCCUGGCUUCUACUGCCGCAACGUGCAGGGGCAGGCCUUCUUCUGCUGCGGAGACGCCCACUACAAGUACUGCUGCCGGAAGCACGACCAAGUCCCGCAGCAAACCUCCAGUUUCACAUUGAUACUUGGUGUCAUUUUUGGAGCACUAGCUGCCAUCGUAAUUGUUAUAAUUGUCAGCUGUUUCUACUGCUCCUGUUGUAUUCUUUACAAGAAACGUCAGCCUGCCACCAAUGCUGGACGGUUGUAUCAGCUCCACUGUUCAUCUACAACUAGUGGUGUUGCCAACAUGUAUUCCUUAUCAAACCAACACAGUCUAGUCAAUGUUCCCAUGGAUACUGCUGUUCUGGUUGACCUGGAAGCAAGAGCAAUGACUGAUGGACGGCCACAAGUAACUAUGGCUCAUGGGCAUACAUUCUCCUUCCCAUCUCCAAAAAAUGCAACAAAUCAUGGAAUUAAGAAGGCUGACGGAGAACCAAAUACAGAGGAGGCAACCAUGAUUAGACCUGCAGCAGCACCUCCACCAUAUGAUGCGAACCAACAGUGUCUUCUUUCAGUUCAACCAAUUAUGAGGUCAACAUUUAGUCCCUGCUGCACGAGCACAUUGACAAGAAACACUGGGCAGCCUCCAUCAAUUCUUGAAGAAGUAAAUUCUGUUCUUUCCAGCUCAGCAACAUCAGAGGAAACUGGUGGUGGAAGCUCAUCACUUUCUGGCCUGAGCCCAUACAGCAUGCCAGUACCUAUAAAUAAAACUACAAAGGAUGAAAUACUCUACCACUCCACAAAGUUUUAAUAUGAUAAAUGUAAAAAUAUAAUUUUUAUAAACCAAGUGAGCCCUCCUGUAUUGAUAAUAGCAUAAAGUUUUUCAUAUGUUCUUUGUACAAUAUUUUAUAGUUUUCAAUAAGCAUUUUCAUCAUCUUUGUGUUGCUUAUAUUUGCAGCAAUUUAAAAAAAAAAUCAAAGGUAAAACAACCCUCCCCCCACCACACAUGCACAGUAUGUGUGUGUGUGUGUGUGUAUGUGUGUUUGUAUGUGUGUGUGUGUGUGUGUGUGUGUGUGAGAGAGAGAGAGAGAGAGAGAGAGAGAGAGAGAGAGAGAGAGAGAAGAGAGAAAGAGAGAUUCCCAUAUAAUUUUAAUUAUUCUUAAUUCCACCAUUUCAUUUGAAUCACUGUGAGACUAAAACAUUGAAUAAAAUUCCUGUCACCUUUCUUUAUAAAAAUAGUAUCUGUGAGUCUUACCAAACACACAUUCCUUCAUCCUACUGUCAUAUUAGAUAUGCAAUUUAUUUGCUUUUUAUGUUCUUCUCUUGUUUUUUUUAAAAAAAAAUAAAAUUUAUUUGUGGUUCCCUGUGACAAUAAAAAUCACAUUUUCCUUUCCUGGAACUGCUUCCAAUUCACUGCUAAAAUGCACCAAAAGAGAAUGAAACAUUACCUAAAAGAUCAUUGUAGUGUUGCAUUUUUCUUGUGGCAGGACAUAGUUUGUAAAAACAUACUACGGUAAAUAUCUGCCAUUCAUUGGAUGAUGAAGUAGCUCAACUGGAAUAUGACAACAUUUAAAAUCCUGUAAUGUUGUAUAUCACAAUUCAUUGUUUAAUACAAUGUCACUACUCAGAAUAUUGGA
Messenger RNA from Schistocerca nitens (vagrant locust), 1831 nucleotides. RefSeq lists its product as uncharacterized. The record is from RefSeq and is a predicted model, not a curated record. The transcript is spliced from 7 exons. The coding region runs from base 130 to 1005 and encodes 291 amino acids. NCBI's taxonomy places the organism in Eukaryota, Metazoa, Arthropoda, Insecta, Orthoptera, Acrididae.